AUGACUUCGGAUUCAGAACUCGAAGAAAUAAUUGCUCCUGCAAAAGAAUUCGCCAAUAAGAAGAAGCAAAAGAUCCCAGAAGAGCUCAGAGAAUGGAUUGAACCAGUUCUGUGGAAUUACAACAAAAAUUGCAUGAAAUCACAGCAUAGAGAGGACAGAAAGCCGCUUCUUCUCCGAAAUUACCGAGAUCUGGAAGAUGGCUUCAUCGUUGCUGUGAUGAUCAGGGAUUAUUGUCCGAAGGUCGUCCAGACGCACAAUCUGACGCGCACGCUCAAACGCGCAAGCAAGGUCGAUAAUUGGGCAUUCGUGUCUCAGAGACUCUGGAGUAAAACGGGAUUCAAUUUGUCUCAACUUACAAUCGAAAAGAUUCUCGACCACAACUCCUCCGUGCUUUUUGACUUUUUGUUUGAGCUCAAAGAGUUUUUGGACGCCAGAUUUCCAAAGGAUCAAGAGGGAUCCGAUAAAUCGUCGGAAAUCGCUUACGUAGACGUCGAAAAAUACAUACCAUCUGUUCUUGACUCGCCAAAGGCAAAGAAGCCCCUUUCAAAGAUAAAUAAUGUUAAAGUGUUGGACAAGAAAGCGAAAUCAGCUCUGCAGAGAAACGACACGAUUUUCAAAAACAACCGAAAGUGUGUUCAAGAGUUGAAAGCCCGAUUUAAUAGUCUUCAAUCCGAUGUUCAAGAGCGUAAUAACGAGAUCAUCAUGCUCGAGACGAGCGCUCGUUCAGUUCCUUCUCCUCAUCCUUCACAAAGUUCCAAGAAGAAAGGUUGUUGCUGCGUGAUUUCCUAA
Molecule: messenger RNA, 789 nt
Organism: Oikopleura dioica
Lineage: Eukaryota; Metazoa; Chordata; Appendicularia; Copelata; Oikopleuridae
Source: the annotation of a GenBank genome assembly